AUGCGAUUGGCAAGUCCCGCUCCUGUCAUUUUUCAAAUUUGUACGCUUGCUUACAAGGAGUUGUCAGAAGCGCCAACUUAUCCAGAUCUGCUUCACAUCAGUGUUGCCGAUAUUGCAAGCGGUUUAGAUACCAAAAGAUUCACUUCUGUAGACCUUACAAAGGCGUUUAUUGCUCGCAUUUAUGAAGUGGAUUCAGCAUUAAAUACUGUUGUCGAAAUCAACCCAGAUGCUUUGUAUAUUGCAGAGCAACUUGACCUUGAACGCGAGAAGCACGGUAGACGAGGCCCGAGACCUCUCCAUGGCGUACCGAUUUUACUCAAGGACAACCUGGCGACUAAAGAUAGCAUGAAAACAACAGCAGGUUCCUUGUGCUUGAUGAAUUCAAUACCAUCUCAUGAAAGUACAGUUGUAGAGCGUCUUCGGAAAGCAGGUGCUGUAAUUCUUGGCAAGACGAAUGUGUCAGAGUGGCUCAACUUUCGCUCCAAGAAAAGCUCUGGAGGCUGGAGCUCGCGAGCUGGACAGACGCAUGGACCGUACUACCACAAACAAGAUCCUUGUGGAAGUAGCAGUGGCUCAGCCGUGGCUGUGGCUGUUGGGCUUUCUCCUUUAGCGAUUGGUACCGAGACCGAUGGCAGCAUUGUCUGCCCUUCAAACAAGAAUAAUAUUGUGGGUAUCAAACCGACGGUUGGCCUGGUGUCUCGAGACUUCGUUUUUCCAGGUACUUUUCGGCAGGAUACUGUGGGUCCUAUGGCUCGUACGGUUAAGGAUGCUGCGAUUCUACUUGGAGUAAUCGCUGGCAAGAGCUCCUUGGACAAUUACACAGAUCGGAUCCCGUUUCGAACAACGCCAGACUACACGGCAUUAUGCAAUCCUUCCGCACUUAAAGGCGCUCGAAUAGGAAUACCACGAAAUGCCUUCCAAGGGCCUGCUAGUGUUCUGGAUGCCUACCAGUCGGCAAUCUCGUAUUUUAAGGAUGCCGGCGCAGUCGUGGUUCAUGACACCGAUUUUGAGUCCUUUCAUGAAUUCUUAAAACUAGAUCGCAAUAAAGUCACAUACCGUGAUCUUCGAAGAAGCUACGAGUCCUAUUUUGCGCAGUUAGUCAAGGAUCCCAGGAAUCCAAAGAAUCUGGAGGAUGUGAUUAAGUUCAUUAAAGAGACUCCUGCUGAGGAGUAUCCACAGCGAGACAUUGGGGUUUUCGAAGAUGCUCUCAAUGCCCCCAAAGAGGACAUAACAGAGUACCAGACCAUCUUAAAAAAAGGCCUUGAGCUUGCCGGCAAAUCGGGAAUCCUUGGUAUGCUCGAUCAGUGGAAUCUGGACGCUGUUAUUCUUCCAGCUUCAUCAGUAGUCGCAACUAGUAUGGCAGCUAUUGGCGGUUAUCCGAUAGUGAACGUGCCUAUGGGCUAUCACCCGCCAGAUACCCCCGUUGAAUACAACGGUCGCGGAGAUUUAGUCAAUAAUGCCCCCGGCAUACCAAUUGGACUCCAGAUCAUGGGGAGACCAUUCGAUGAGGAAAGGCUUAUAAGCUACGCAUAUGCUUUUGAGCAGAUAUCGAUGAUUCGAGAGAAGAUGCUGCCCAAAGUCCUGCCCAAAACUCAACUCAGCGAUGUGAUCAAGGCACGGGUGAUGAAUGUCACCAAGAGCGAGCUCUGAUUCUGUAAGGGAAAUCUAUGGGUGAUAUUUGAAACUACCCCACUCGAGUAUCACUUAGGAACGACGAGGUUUGUUUGUGAAGACCGCCUGGGAAGUAUUGUAUACCAAGAACUUGCUCUACUAUCGCCACUCUCCUUUAAGAUUAGCAUAGAAAUGUAUGGACUUCAGUAUUCG
Messenger RNA from Mollisia scopiformis, 1824 nucleotides. Its product is annotated as putative amidase. The record is from RefSeq and is a predicted model, not a curated record. The coding region runs from base 1 to 1650 and encodes 549 amino acids. The transcript has 4 exons. NCBI's taxonomy places the organism in Eukaryota, Fungi, Ascomycota, Leotiomycetes, Helotiales, Mollisiaceae.